Messenger RNA from Desarmillaria tabescens, 387 nucleotides. RefSeq lists its product as uncharacterized. The coding region runs from base 1 to 387 and encodes 128 amino acids. The record is from RefSeq and is a predicted model, not a curated record. The transcript is spliced from 4 exons. Lineage: Eukaryota; Fungi; Basidiomycota; Agaricomycetes; Agaricales; Physalacriaceae.
AUGUACCUUGAUUUACAAGACUCGUUCACCCUGCAAGCAGAUAAAACAGUAUGUUUGACCUACCAAUCAUCACUCUUAGGCAAAGCCAUCCACAGGAAGGGGAUGAUCACAUGGGACGAUUCUGUCGUAGAUUUCACUACGACGUCUGCCGAGUCCAUCUUUUGGAGGUACCAAGCUGUUGGAUAUCAGCAUCUCAUCACUGUGCAUGCCGUGCGACGCAACUCGUUCCCAUCGGGCGGUUCUAGAGAAGACUCUGAAAUACCUACUUCAAAUAAGGUUCAUUUUCCGUUGGAUAUGGCUGGAAGUUCUGAAGAGACUUUCGCUAUGUUCAUGACGAACGCUGAGGAUGGCGUCUGCGAGGAACAGGGAAGCGCCCAAAGCACUUGA